Messenger RNA from Symbiodinium pilosum, 906 nucleotides. NCBI's taxonomy places the organism in Eukaryota, Dinophyceae, Suessiales, Symbiodiniaceae. The record is from the annotation of a GenBank genome assembly.
AUGACAACUCUCCUGCCAGAUUCUUUUCAUGUGGGAUCUGUCGGUGCACAGGCAGAUUCAACGAGGCCCACAUUCCCUGCUCAUUCGUUUGGAACCUGUGAUCGAGAGAGUGCACGAUUGAAAGUCUACAUGUCUCGAAAACUCGAGAAGUCCAAGGCGAAGCUCAACUCUCCCGGUCCAGUCUACGACAUCCCGUCAGCGGUUGGCGCAGCGCCCAGCUUCUCAUUCGGAACUGACGUGCAGCGGAAGCACGAUCCAAAAAAGUAUCCGGACUCAACCGUAGAUCUGACAUGUGCCACUGUGGACACGCAGAAGGUGAAAUAUGCCAAGACGCCGGGCUGCCACUUUGGCACAGAGCAGAAAUUGGCCCUCAAAAAUGCAGAGAUCAUUCGAACGCAUGCGGGCCUAGCGCUGGGUGCAGAGUCCCCAGGAGCCUUGGAAUAUCACGUCAAGGAGGUGGCAAAGAAGAUGCCUGCCUACUCCUUUGGGCCCACAGAGUCCAUGACGCCGAGAAAGCCGGAAAGCAGGGUCCAGCUAUUGCAGACAAGCACGCCUGCGCGGGUGGGCCCUGGUUCGCAUCCCAAGCCAUCCGGCCUUGGUCACCAGCCAAUGUCACCGCGUCCCACUGCGCCGGCCUGGACGAUGUCUGGCCGCAGUCCUCGAGAAAAAACGCAGACAGAGGCUCUCGCGAUAGAGGACAAAGUUUUUAGCUCCAUAGGGAAGCAGGUGCUGUCUACAAUCCGAUCACCUCCAUCCGUGGCCACAACAAAGUCCACCCGUGAGCAAGUCAGCAGGACCGCGAUGUACGUGUCCGAGAUGGACAAGACUGAUGUUGCUCGCGGACCAAAGCCUCACUUCAACAUGGAGCUGCCGGCCAGCGCUCGAGUCUCAAGACCAGGUGUGUAG